Messenger RNA from Penicillium diatomitis, 2004 nucleotides. RefSeq lists its product as uncharacterized. The record is from RefSeq and is a predicted model, not a curated record. The transcript has 3 exons. The coding region runs from base 1 to 2004 and encodes 667 amino acids. NCBI's taxonomy places the organism in Eukaryota, Fungi, Ascomycota, Eurotiomycetes, Eurotiales, Aspergillaceae.
AUGGCCUACGAUGGCUACUAUGCGCCCUCAAGCCAUUACCAGCCGAGCAGCAUGAGCACGAGCAUGCACUUGGAUCCGAAUGACCAGCACGGAUAUCCUCCUAAUCCACCAUAUCCAUCCAACAGCUAUGAGGCCGACCGUCUGAAUAUGCCCCAGCCGCAGAUGCCCCCACCAGGGUCGUCUCCCGUCAGUAGGGAAGCUGACCGAGUACGAUCAUCGUCCAUGGGGCCCAGCCACGGUCAUAUCAAUGAUGCGGUGAGCUCAGCUGUCAACCACGCCAACUCGACCGACUAUUUGUCUCCGGACGUUGUCAGCCAGAUCACGGCGACGGUGAUUCAACAGCUCAAAGCGACGGGAUUGGGCAACCUCCAGGGCAACGCACCGCCGGCGGCGGCAGCUCCCCCUCCACGAUCACAAUCACAGCAGCAAGCGUGGCCUGCAGGUCCCGAUUUGACUUCUCGUUCUCAAGCCGACUCCCCCCCUGCGUCUACUCAAUGGAACGAGUCGAUUCCACAGUUUGCGCCGCAGGCGCAGGUCAGUCCACGGUCCAGUAACCUCGACACCUCCCAGCCGCAUUCCGUGCCUCAAGCGACGUCCUCCUCAGCAUAUCCGAGCGACACUCGUCCAUCAGCCAAAUCAUCGCCAGAUCCAGUCCGAGGAAGACAAGACUCAGUGUCCAGUCAUGGCAGUCAGAGAGUAGAGCGGCCGAAGCCGCCAUCCCGAGAUGCGACGGUGGUGGAGAUGACGACAUUGGAAAAAAUCUGGGGCAAGCUGUUUGUGGACGGACAACCAACGAAGAGGCUAGGCCAAUUCUUGCGAGGAAUUGCUAUGCACCUGAUUGAGGAUUACCCCCCGGGAAACACGCUUGUGGUCGUUCCGGAUAAGUUGCAGAAGUUUUAUGCAGAUACAGAAGUCUCAUGGGACCCUUAUCCUUGGCAAGACAUCUUUGACGACCGAACAUCCUCGAUCUCCAGGCUAUUCCGGGAAGUGAAAGCGCAGCAUCACCUGGUCCAGCUUGACGAUCUCACUGAAAGACCGGAUAUACCAGGUCUUACUCCUGAAGGGUUCGAAUCGUGGGCUACGAUUAUGAUUCAGACGCAUCCCGAGCGAGAGUAUGAGCGGCUGCAAAAGGCAGUGCUGAAUAUGCCCAUCAGUAAUCCUGAUGACAAAAAGGAGCGAUUCCCCAAAGAGAUUCCGCGCCGCCUCUUCCCCGAGGUUCCCGACUUGAAAUUAAGGGAGCAAGUUGAUGAUUAUAUCAUGCGGCACUGUGGUGUCGAUUUGCCACCAAUCACCGAGGAAGAACGCUUGCGUGCCAGUCGUGUCAAAAAAGCUGCACCCGCCUCUUCAUCUGCCUGCCACCUAGACCCCUCUCAAUCUACUAGACCGGCGUCUGGCUCUUUCAAUCGAUCUCGAUCGUUUGAACGUGAACGCCCAUCCGGGUCCGUUUCAUCGUCGUCUGCGGUGGUUGACGAUGAGGACGAAGCCCUUCCCUCAAAGCCCAUUGAGAGGGAAAGGAAACCUUAUUCGGUACAACCGGGAGGUGGCAAGAAAUUUGAAGACACCAGCCUCCCACGAAGUCGCACCGAAAGUAUCUCGUCCGGUCGCCCCGUUGAAGUGCCGAGCUCCGCCACAAGCCAUCGACACUCGACGUCGGACAAGUACACUCCGGACACACUCUACGCUGGCCGCGGAGUGUCUGGAACAGGCAAGACACGCCGUCGGUAUUCCAGAGGUUCGCGCAGCUCCUCUCGAAGUGUAGGUAACGAGUACAGACGUUCCGAAAGCGACCUUCUUGGACGGGACUCGGCGUCCUCGCGAUAUGGCACGGCUUCCACUGGUGAUAUCUACACUGAAUCGCCUACCUCUAUUCUGCCAGAGGAUGACAUUCGACGAUAUCGUGAGCACCAUCGCGGCGGUAGCCGCACGGGUGACGAGGAAUACUAUCGCGGAUUACUUGGUGGUCAGGGUGGCGGUCCUGUGCAUGACCACAAGCGAUAUCACUGA